UUCUAUGAAUAUAUCACUGGGAUUUAUGAUUGUUACUUCGUAAUAUAGCCGUUAAACUUCUUUUUAUGACGCGAGAUAGUUUGAGGAAAGAACGUCGUCGCAGUGCUUUUGAAUGAUGGAACAUUGUAUUUUCGUGAGGAUUAUGCAUAAAGCGAUACUGAUGUGAUUGGCAGCUCGGAUGUCAGUCAAGGAAAUUGAUAGAAUCCGCUUAUAUAGAUACUUUGUUUAUAGUACCUUGCAGAUUAAGUGAAUAAUCAAUGCAUGACGGGACAAAAAAUACAUCAAGUACGAUGUAGUUUCCGUAAUAGUGUGUACUUUAUAAAUAUUGAGGACUAUGAUAGUUUUGUAGCCCUAUUCAAAUAUCUUUAUAAAGUAUUAUUUACGUUUCCGGCAUUUUAGAUAUGUUUUUAAGUGGCCAUAACAGUAGACCACACGAGUUCGUCCACGCGUUGCCCUGCUAUGUUGUUCAAUUAAAAAAUAAUUAACGAAAUUAAUGUUCAAAAUUUGAAACCUGCAUUGUGCAAAACUUAUAAUGCACGAGAAAAUGCAUUUCUAUGUUGAAAUAAAAAAUGCUCGUAGAUAACGAGAUUCAAAAGCAAAAGCACUUCUGUUUCUAAAACCGCUGAUGAUAGAGUAAUACAUGCUCUAAUGCGAAUGCGACUCACCACACUGUACAUCGUGCAAAAAGUUUUCCGCGCCGAUAACUCCGAAAUGCCAACAGGGCAAAGCAGCUAGACUCACCACUGAAAAUAAAGCUCGCCAAGGGAUUCAAGCUCUUCACGGGUCAAGUAUAAGCUUCCAGCAGCCGCACUUUGGUUUUCGGAACUCCGAGCUCCGUGGCGUAAACGAGAGAGGAUUAUCAGCAGCGAGAGCCGGGCCUUAACACACAUGCUGCCGCUCGUGGCCUUGGGGGAUUUUGUUGUUCCGCGGAUGAUCGUUUUCGAGAAUCGAGAGACGACGACAGCGUCUCUCGCGCCGGAGCAAGACGAAGAAGAAGGAGAGACGCGCGUGUAUAGCCGGGCCAGCGGCUGGGGUGGGAGGCGAUGUAUAAGAGCACCCGAGAAUCACUGGACGGACAUCACAGUCUCGCAAACAUGCGUCAGUUUCGGAUAGUCUUCGGCCUUUUGGCCAUCCUCGCUCUAGCGCAAGCCUUCCAGCCACGCGACAGGCGCUACGCCGGUCACGGCGGUGUAGCAUCCGCAGCCAGCUCCUCGAGCUCCUCGUCGAGCUCGUCGAGUGCUUUCGGCGGCAGCGGAACCCACACCAAGACCGACUCUCACGCAACCGGUGGUGCGACCGCCGACGCCAAAGCAACGGCUCUCGGUGCCAAUGACGGAAUCGUCUUCCAGGACGGCGGCUUCGGCGGCGGUCAAUACGGCGGUGGACACUACGGCGGUGGUAACUUCGGCGGUGGUCACGGAGGCGGUGGCUUCGGUAGUGGCCAGUACGGUGGUCAAUACGGUGGUGGACACGGUGGAGGCUUCGGCGGCAACCAAGGAGGCUUCGGUGGAGCAGGCGGUUUCGGCGGAUCCGGCGCAGGUGCCAACGCUAACGCCAAUGCCAACGCUGCGGCUAACGCCAACGCCGGUGCCGGUGCCGGUGCCGGUGGAUUCGGCGGCGGUCACGGUGGCGGAGUAGUCCCUGUCGGCUCAGUUGGUGGUGCCAUCGGUGGUGGUCCCGGCUUCGGCGGUGGUCACUCCGGAGGUUUCGUCGAAGGUGGACACCAAGGAGUCGGUGGCUUCGUCGAGGGUGGACACGGUGGUGCCGGUGGAUUCGGCGGCCAAGGUGGACACUACGGCGGCGGCAGUGGAUUCGGUGGUCAGCAGGGAGGACACUACGGCGGCGGCGGUUUCGGCGGUGGUCCCGUCGGUGGUGCCAUCGGUGGAGUUGGCCCAGUUGGUGGUGCCAUCGGAGGAGCUAACGCCAACGCCAACGCUAACGCCAAUGCCGCAGCUGGCGCCGGUGGAUUCGGCGGUGGUCACGGAGGUGGUGUUCCCCUCGGCGGUGGUGGCUAUACCGGUGGAAUCGGCGGUGGAAACGGAGGAUUCGGUGGUGGCAACUACGGCGGUGGUCACUCCGGUGGUUUCGGCGGCGGUGUACCCGUCGGUGGAUACGGAGGCAGUUUCGGCGGUGGCAACGCUGGUGCCAGUGCUAACGCUGCGGCUAACGCCAACGCUGGUGCCGGUGGUUCAGGAGGUGGAUUCCCAGGUGGAUUCGGUGGAGCUGUCCCAUACGGCGCCCCGUACGGUGGAGCCGGCGGUUUCGGUGGAAGCGGUGCUACCGCUAGUGCGAAUGCUAACGCCAACGCCAAUGCCAACGGUGUCGGUCUCUUCUCUCGUAUCAACGCCGACGACGAGGCCGAAGUCAAGGAGAAGGGCACCGUCACCGACGCCAAGGGUGUCUUCAGCAGCAGCAGCUCCAAGGUCGAUUCGACCGGCAAGGGAACCUAUGAAGUCUCCGCUGGCAAGAUCCCCGCGUAAACGCAUCAUCGAACAUCUUUUUUUUACUAAGAAAACUCGAAAAAAAAAUUGUUGAGCAACGGCGAGAGAAGCAAUCGAUAUCUUUCGUCGCGCGCGUUUUUUUUACGAAAAAAAAAUCAGGAUGAGUCAAAAAUCAUUGACGACACUACCCUAUCUUCAGGGUGGGAUGUAUAAACAUUCCUUUCUUUAAAUGAUACGCUUGAAUUAUUAUAUACUCGCCGCGCGAAUCGCGGCUCUCGAUUAACGCAUUUCGUUUGUUAUGCGUGACGUGAGAGAGGAAAAAGAGAACGAGGUCGGCCCUGGUCUCUCUCUCUCUCUCUCUCUCUCUCUCUCUCUCUCUCUCUCUCUCUCUCUCUCUCUCUCUCUCUCUCUCUCUAGCGAUUAAGAUCCGAGCUCAUGGCAUUUGCAAAUCGAAUCUCUCACGCUCGCUGAGUAAUUACUUAAGUCUAUAAGUGAAUCGCAUUGUGAUAUUAAUAAACGUCGAUGACUUUGAAAA
Nasonia vitripennis (jewel wasp) is the source of this 2976-nucleotide messenger RNA. RefSeq names its product glycine-rich cell wall structural protein. Bases 1044 to 2480 code for a protein of 478 amino acids. The record is from RefSeq and is a predicted model, not a curated record. Lineage: Eukaryota; Metazoa; Arthropoda; Insecta; Hymenoptera; Pteromalidae. The transcript is spliced from 5 exons.